This is a messenger RNA of Solea solea (common sole), 1214 nucleotides long. It is a transcript of the gene mterf4, whose product is annotated as mitochondrial transcription termination factor 4. Gene Ontology annotation, molecular function: double-stranded DNA binding. NCBI's taxonomy places the organism in Eukaryota, Metazoa, Chordata, Actinopteri, Pleuronectiformes, Soleidae. The coding region runs from base 75 to 1112 and encodes 345 amino acids. Gene Ontology annotation, biological process: regulation of DNA-templated transcription. The record is from RefSeq and is a predicted model, not a curated record. The transcript is spliced from 4 exons.
AUGGUAUCAACACGCUAACCGGAACUUUCCCUCUCCACACUGAAUGGACGGAAGUAUAUUUUCGACGGACAAGCAUGGCAACCAAAGGCGCAUCGCGGCAGGUUCUCCGCGUGAUUGUGAGAAAUAUCGCCGCCUCUUCUCUGCUCAGUCCUCUUCAGGUGGGGAGAUGCUUCCUCCUUUCCCAGCCCAGGUUGCUCUGCUCCUCCAGCAACCAGACCUCUAUGCAGUCAGCAGGACACAUCUCUAAAGUCAGUCAUGGAUCUAAUAAGCCAGUCACAGAGCUAUCCCUGCAGACUUUAGUGGAUAUGGGUUUCACAGAACCACAGGCAGAACAGCUACAUGAUGCUGUGUCCACAGUCAGGGGAGGAAGUGCUGCCAAACAUGCUCUGUCAACUCUCACAGCUCUGUUCGUUUUGGGCUACAACACUUCCAGUGUGCAGAAACUGCUGCUGAAAUGUCCUGAACUGUGCACUGUCCAGGAGCCGCAGCUUCAGCAGCGGAUAAGCAACCUGCGAAAACUAGGUUUAGUGGAAGGCAGUCUUCAGAGAGUUGUGGCCCAUUACCCCCAGAUCCUGACUGUGCCUGUGAAGAAAGUCAAUUAUGUGGUGCUGUUUCUCAGAGAGAGGUGUCUGUUUACUACCAUGCAAAUCACAGACAUCCUCAGAGACAAUCCAGCCAUAAUUGUGGAGGAUAUGAGUCAGGUGGAGUACAAGUUUCAGUAUGUCUUUUUCCGAAUGGGUGUUAAGCAGAGAGAGAUGAUCAAGUCUAGGUUGUUCCGUUUCUCCCUGGACGAGAUUCGCUCCCGGCACUGUUUUCUGGAGCGUCGAGGUUUGUAUCAAACCCCCGACAAGAAAGGCCAAACCACUACCGUCAACCCUAAACUGGACAGUAUCCUUUACGUUAACCAGGACAACUUCCUCACAGCAGUUGCCAUGGCGUCAGCAGAGGAGUAUGAAAUCUUCCAAAGACUUAUGGCAAGAGAAUGGCAGGAACAGGAGAAAGAGUAUGACAGUAUUGAAGCUGACAGUGAUGAAGAGGAGGAGGAGGAGGACGACGAAGAUGAUGAGGAGACUGGAGGCAAGCAUGGAUACAGAAAGUGGAGAAAGAAAUGAAUAAUAAAGACUAAGAGGACUGGAAAUUAUUUGAAGAGGCAAUUAAGUGAUUUGAGAAAAUGACAUCUGAUGAGAAAUGAAACAAUAAAAUCAUCCCUGUCA